Messenger RNA from Magallana angulata, 1676 nucleotides. RefSeq names its product B-cell receptor-associated protein 31-like. The coding region runs from base 124 to 837 and encodes 237 amino acids. The record is from RefSeq and is a predicted model, not a curated record. Gene Ontology annotation, biological process: endoplasmic reticulum to Golgi vesicle-mediated transport; intracellular protein transport. Gene Ontology annotation, cellular component: endoplasmic reticulum membrane; endoplasmic reticulum. NCBI's taxonomy places the organism in Eukaryota, Metazoa, Mollusca, Bivalvia, Ostreida, Ostreidae. The transcript has 8 exons.
AGAGGUACCUGUCAUACAUUUGUAACGCAACGUUAUUUCGUUAUUUCAUUAGAGAUGACGUGUUGAUUACAUUUAUUCAUUUAAUUUUGCAGCUACGUCUUAGCAUUUAAGGAUAUCAAAGACAUGGCUCUCCAAUGGACUUUUGUGGCUUCUUUUAUGUACAUUGAGAUUGCAGUAGUAAUCAUAUUACUCUUACCAUUUGUUUCACCUGGAAGAUGGCAGAAGAUUUUCAGAUCUCGACUUGUGUCUGGUGUUUCGGCUUAUUCCAACAUUUACUUCAAUGUGUUCAUUGCCAUUCUGUUAAUACUAUUUGUGGAUUCCAUCAGAGAAGUUCACAAGUAUACUGCCCCCACAGAUGAAGUGGAUCUUAAACACAACCCCGACGCUGCAAACCUGGCCAUGAUGAGACUGUUCAGGGCCCAGAGAAACUUCUACAUCUCUGGAUUUGCCCUGUUUCUGUGGUUCAUUAUCCGGCGAUUACUGACCCUGAUUAACGAGGAGGCCAAGCUCGCUGCUCAGUGCCAGGCAUACAAGAAGCAGGCUGAGAGCGCCACUGAAGCCGCCAAACGCCUGAUGGAAGAGAAAGAUAACUCUGUCAAUAAGGGGAAAGAAGAUCAUGAAGACCUGGAUCCGGAGGAGAAGAAUAUAGCUGUCAAGUUGGAUCAGACUAAGGAACAGCUAGUCAAGACUAAAGAAGAACUGAAGAAGACAAAAGUUGAUUUGGAGACUCUGAAGUCCCAAGCUACUAGCACGAAUAAUGAGUAUGAUCGCCUGUUGAAGGAGCAUGAAAAGUUACAGAAACAAGUUGACACAGAGAGCUCCAAGAAGGAUAAUUAAAUUAGGUUUCAAUAAAUGGGUCAAGGAGAGUUCAAGGACAAACCCAUGACAAUUAGAGGACGUAUCAAUAAAUUUUGUAUUUUUCCUUCUGCUGCAGUAAAACUGUGAUUUUAUUUUCAUGGUCUUUUUUGCAGCCCUUUGUGUGAUAAAUGGUAUUUUACGGUAUUUACCCAUAAUUACCUAUUAUGUACAUCGUACAUGUACAUAGUGUUCUUAGAAAUGUAUUAUAUGAUAAAAAUGAAUGUUCUAUUUAUGACGGGAAAGUUACACUCUUAUGAAAUGUACGUUAGAAAAGAUAAUAAGUUUGCUCUGUGCCUUUUUUUGUUUUUAUUUAUUUAUUAAUGUCUGUGAGCUUUAUAUUUAUCUACUUGACAUUCUUGAAUAGUUGAUUUUGGAAGGGAAAGGUGUGAUAAUGUGUAUUUUUAGAUAAGUUUUGAUCAUGACUUAAAUUGUUUAAUAUUCAUUUGAUGUUUAAAAAAACAAUUUGAAAUACUAAAGUACAUGUAACUUGCUCCAACUUUUAGUCAAAUGGACUGUUUAUUCAAUCUUGUCCAUGUUAUGAUACAAUGUAUCUAGUAAUUGAUAUAUUUUGUAAACCAAAAAAAAAUUCUCUCAUUAAUAUUAUCUAGAAAAUAAUAUGUACUAGGCAUUUACAAAAAAUAGUGUAUAAUUCCAAAUAUUUGACUGUCCUAAUUUAUAGUUAGUAGUUAAUGUACUUUGAAUUGCAAGAUACGCACUGAUUUUUAAUUACCUGAAAAAAUCGUGGACCUGAUUUGCAUCAAUGAACAGUUUCUUUCAUUUAUGUGUAUUUGUGCAAUAAAAAAUUUCACCCUAAUGAA